CAACAUUAAACAACAUCAGAAACACACCCGAGGUGGGAAACCAGCUCUGCUAUCCUUGGUUGAAGCUCUCAAGCUCCCGGUACUGACAAUCGCAGUCACAAAGAAGGCCCAUUAUUUUUCUUGCCCAUAGCUACGGAGGCUUAGUAUUAGCCCGGACACUUGUGGAAGCUCGAACAAGGCGAAGUCCGCUGCUGGAGGCUACGAAAGCCCUCUUCCUCUUUGCCUGCCCGUCCCGCGGAUUCUACGCCCAGGACAUUUUGAAUACAAUGAGCGCCGAGCUAGAAGCGGCUGGAAAAGACCCGAUCUCCGACGACAAGGCCGCAGCACUAGUCCGCCGUCUCGGAGAGGGCAACUUUCGAAACGAGCUGGCGUCGUACCCGGACGUAGUUUUAAACAAGCAGGUCUACAGUUUCGUUGAGACAAGAAAGACUGAGACGGUUACUAGACAGUCAGGGCAUGUCCGACGGGACGGGGCCCCAGUCAUGGCGGCCGGAUCGAACUCAGUCAUUCUCGGACUCCCGAGUGCAACUGAGGAGGUCAUACACGCGGACAAAGACCACUCUAAUAUUGUGAAGUUUGCUUCUAGGAGUGACUCGACUUACGAAGACGUCAAGUGCCGCAUUCAGGCUGAAGUGGCAUCUUUAAAGGAACAGCGCGGUCAAGUGCCUAUCCCGUUGCGCUAGUGAAAGAGUAGAAAAGACUUGUAUCUAGAUAAAUAACCUCAUAAGUUUAAUGUCUUAUAUGCUAAGAUAAAAUGGGUAUAAUACAACAACUUUUCCC
Molecule: messenger RNA, 780 nt
Organism: Hyaloscypha bicolor E
Lineage: Eukaryota; Fungi; Ascomycota; Leotiomycetes; Helotiales; Hyaloscyphaceae
Exons: 3
Coding region: 267-683 (138 amino acids)
Source: RefSeq, a predicted model, not a curated record